GCCAGGCUACCAGUGGGGAAGGAUCUCAUCUGGAGAUCCCUCCUGGUGUUUUGUGGUGAACUCAGCAUAAAGGCUGCUAAAUCACUCACACAGGGCUGUCUGGAAUGGUACAGCUACCUCCCAACAGCCUCCUUUGGAGCAUGUCCAUUCUGGGUAGAGGUGCCGGCACGUUUGGCUAACCAAGGCAAAACCCUUCACAUCGGGUCGCAUCUAGGUGCUACCCAUGCUCACCUGCACCAGGAAACGACAGCAAUCAGGAAAGGUUCAACUCCAAGACGCUUACAGCUGCUACCGACCAUCUUCUCCAAUGCCUGCACCAGCUACUCUGCCAUUAAGCAAAGCGAUGCUCGGAGGCCUCGCAACGGAGGUCCUUGGCAGGUGAGGGGCAGCGGCCUGAAGGGGCGGAAGCCCGAUCUAGGCAAAGGGCCUCCGCGAACGUGGGGCCAACACUGUGCUGAGCGGUCAGAACCGGGGAGAAACGCCCGGCGUCUGCAGCGCCCUCGCCUCAGCGGCGGCGGGGCGCGACGCAGGCGGUUCAGGGAGGGGCGUGGCCCCGCGAGCACAGGUGAGGCCGGAGGGGGCGCGGCCUCGGCUUCCCCUUCAGGUGCGAGCGGCUCGAGGCGGCGGCGCCGUCGCUCUUCCACCAUGGCAGCCCCCGGAGGUCUGGGCCGCUGCGUGGCCGCCUUCUGGCUGGCUCUGGCCUUCGACGCGGUGGGUUUGGCGGUGCUGCUGGCCGGGGUGUUCGCCGACGUGUUCUUCGCCGACUUACUAAUCUACGCGGGCGGUAUCGGCAUCUUCCUCAGCCUCAUCUGGUGGGUGUUCUGGUACGCGGGCAACCUAGAGGUGUCGCCAGAGGAGCUGCGCGACGACGUGGGGCUGGCACCGCCCAAGGGCCGUGGGGAUAGCGUACUGCGGGGUUUGGUGCACGGCUUCAGCCUCCGCUUCUCUUCAGUUCUCGGCACAGCGUCUCGUUCCCGCCGCGCCGCCGACCUGGAGCUGCAGCGCCCCCGCGGCCUGCCGCGCCGCCCCGCCGACGGCAACAGGAUCUGCUGAAGACAAGCCUGUUGAAGUUAUUGCCUCUAAAAGAGGUGAAACUGCUACAAUUCAUGGAAGGAGAAAUCUGUAUUCCAUGCAGUAAGAUUCUUUCAUGUGGAAUAAU
Molecule: messenger RNA, 1159 nt
Organism: Tympanuchus pallidicinctus (lesser prairie-chicken)
Lineage: Eukaryota; Metazoa; Chordata; Aves; Galliformes; Phasianidae
Product: transmembrane protein 238-like
Exons: 3
Coding region: 646-1053 (135 amino acids)
Source: RefSeq, a predicted model, not a curated record